Dovyalis caffra is the source of this 2316-nucleotide messenger RNA. The record is from the annotation of a GenBank genome assembly. NCBI's taxonomy places the organism in Eukaryota, Viridiplantae, Streptophyta, Magnoliopsida, Malpighiales, Salicaceae.
AUGACCACCAUUGUUAAGGGGAAUGAGACUCCAACAAGGCUUGAGAAAUACCAUCCUUCGAGGGUAGUUACUCUUGUUUAUCAACCAUUUGCACUUGGAACAAUAAUAUUAUUUGCAUACAAUGAGGCGAAGAUCAACACCAGAAAGCGGAACAUAGCUGGAUACAUACUCUUUACUGCAAGUACUUUCAUGCUCAUAGUUGUGGAUUUAGUCACAUCAGGUAAAGGAGGAAUUGGACCUUUUAUUGGUGUAUGUGCAUGUGUUGCUGCUUUUGGAAUUUCAGAUGCACUUGUUCAAGGUGGAAUUGUCGGUGACUUGUCAUUAAUGUGCCCUGCAUUCAUCCAGUCCUACUUUGGUGGGUUGGCAGCAUCCGGGGCCUUGACUUCUGUUUUGAGGCUAAUCACAAAAGCAGUAUUUGAAAAAAGCGAUAAUGGUCUUCGCAAAGGAUACUACCGUGCAAAGGCAGCCUCAGAAGGAUCGAAGACUGUUUCAGCCGACCUUGCAGCUGCUGGCAUCCAGAAACCUGAAAAUGAGCUAGAUGCCAAUGAUGCCAAAAACCUUGAGCGUUUGAGCAAUAAACAACUAUUGUUUCAAAAUAUAGAUUAUGCACUGGGCCUGUUUCUGAUAUAUGUGCUGACAUUAUCAAUUUUCCCAGGGUUCUUGUAUGAAAAUACUGGUCAACACAAGUUGGGUGAAUGGUAUUCCCUUGUUCUGAUUGCAAUGUACAAUGUGUGGGAUCUUAUAUCAAGAUACAUUCCCCUUGUGAAAUGCUUGAAGUUGGAGUCCAGAAGAGGCCUGAUGAUUGCAAUUCUGGCUCGUUUUUUACUCAUUCCCGCAUUUUACUUCACUGCAAAAUAUGGUGAUCAGGGAUGGAUGAUAUUGCUAACAUCUUUUUUGGGAAUAACAAAUGGUUAUCUCACUGUGUGCAUCCUUACAGAGGCACCCAAAGGUUACAAGGGACCUGAGCAAAAUGCUUUGGGUAAUCUGAUUAUGGUAUUCCUAUUAGGAGGCAUAUUUGCUGGGGUUUGCCUUGAUUGGCUGUGGCUCAUAGAAAUUAAAGGGCUUGUUAAUCUCCUUGCCAUCUUCAACUAUUUCUACAGUGGAGUAGCCAUGAAAAGUUCUAGUCAAAGUGAGGCUCCAAGAAGAGUACUCGAGGGAAGGUUUAUAGCGAUGGCGUGUUGUUGGGCUCUUGGACUUGCAACACUUGUCACAUGGAACUGUGUGCUGACAAUCGAAGAUUACUAUUAUAAAUUGUUCCCGGUAGCUAUGGCUAUACUGACAUAUUAUGAGUCAAAGAUCGAUACUCGAAAGCGCAACAUAUCAGGCCUCGUACUUUUCUUUUCGAGUUCAUUGUUGCUUCUACUUUUGGAUUUAGCUACAUCAGGUAAAGGUGGAAUUGGAAAUUUCAUUGGUAUAUGCGCAAUUGCGGGUUCUUUUGGAAUUGCAGAUGCCCUUCUUCAAGGUGGGAUGGUUGGAGACCUAUUUUUUAUGUGCCCUGAAUUCCUUCAGUCCUACCUUGCUGGUAUAGCUGCUUCAGGUUUUCUAACCUCUGCUCUGAGGCUACUAACAAAAGCAGCAUUUGAAGAACUUCCUAAUGGUCUUCGCAAAGGAGUUAUACUGUUUCUAGUGAUCUCCACUUUCUUUGAGUUUCUAUGCAUUCUGGUAUAUGCAUUUCUCUUCCCCAAACUCCCAAUAGUGAAAUACUACCGCUUGAAGGCAUCCACUGAAGGAUCAAACACUGUCUCAGCCGACCUUGCAGCUGGUGGCAUACAAAUAAACCAGGAGGAUGAAGAUGAAGCAAAACUCCAUGAGAGGCUAAGCAACAAGGAAUUAUUCUUUCAGAACAUAGACUAUGCAUUUGAUCUAAUUCUUAUAUUUGUGCUGUCAUUAUCAAUUGUCCCUGGCUUCAUAUAUGAAGAUACUGGAUCACACCAUUUGCACUCAUGGUAUGCACUUGUUCUGAUUACAAUGUACAAUGCAUGCGAUCUGAUAUCAAGAUACAUUCCUCUUGUGGAAUUCCUGAAGCUUAAGUCCAGAAAGGGCCUUAUGAUCGCAGUACUUUCUCGCUUUCUUCUCAUUCCAGCAUUUUACUUCACAGCAAAAUACAGUGAUCAGGGAUGGAUGAUCUUUCUAAUUUCCUUCUUGGGAUUAACAACUGGCUAUCUCACAGUCUGUGUUAUUACAGAAGCACCCAAAGGUUACAAGGGACCUGAACAAAAUGCCUUGGGUAAUUUGCUAGUUCUAUGUGUAUUAUGUGGUGUUUUUGCAGGGGUUGCCCUUGAUUGGUUGUGGCUUGUAGGUAAAAAGGAGUUUUAA